AUGGUUACCGCUUUUGCCCAAUGGAUGAACUACAUCCCCCUGAACAUCGUACAAGCAGCUUCGAACGCUAAAGCUGACAUCAACAUCCGCUUUUCUCCCCUCGGUCGAGACGAUACGCGUUACGGUUUUACGUCCAUGGUCUCUGAUGGCACCUCCAUGUCGUCUGGCAACAUCAAUGUAACCUUCAAUGACGACUACCAGUGGACGGACGACCGUCUCUUUGGAUAUACAGCUGUUCAUGAGAUCGGUCACGCUCUCGGGAUGAGCCACAGUGGCGUCGAGGCAGCCAUCAUGUUCGCCUACUACGAUGGUAGCAUACGCCCUAUGCAUCCAGACGACAAGAUGGGUAUACACAGCAUCUACGGCUGGAGGAGCCCGGCUUGGAAUCGUAUCGAUUCAGGCUCAGUAAUCACGAAUAUGAUCCAAGUCACGUCCAACACAGCUACUGCUUCGGCCAAUGACGGUCUGUACCAGAUGCGUUCAUCGGGGCAGAUUCUUCGCUACUCAAAUGGUGCGUGGGUAGUCGCCGACAACAACAAAGAUACUGCCCAAAUUACCGGUGCAAAUGGAAACCUCUACCAACGACACUACGAUGGAGGUACCUUCCGCUGGACAGGCAGCGCAUCGAACUGGCAAGCUCUUAGCAAUACCGACUCAAAUGUCAUUGAGAUCGUCGCUGCAUCCGACCAACUGUACUCGCGGCGCAAAGAUGGAUGGGUAGCCCGGCUCUCUGGCAGUACAUGGCUUAGUAUCGAGCAACCUUCCGCCCCUGGCUCCAAACAGAUAGCCGUCACCGACGACAAAACACUUUGGAACUUGCUCACGAACGGGUAUCUUGUUCGCUCCCUAUGGCCUCACAAUUCAGGCCAAUGGGCCAUCGUUGACGACAACGCGAAGAAUAUCGCCAUCGCAGUUGGCGGCAACGAAUUCUACAAAUUGCAAAGCGAUGGCUUAGUAGUGUGGCUGAACACUGCUGGUCCUAGCUGGAAAACGAUUGAGAAAGCUGGAAGUGUGGGUAUAUAUGCUGUUGGGGGCUUGUUGUAUAGUAGACACGGUGAUGGGACUCUAUGGAGAUAUACUGGGACGCCGGAAUUGUGGGAGAUGAUAGACAAUAGGAGUGGCAUGGCUGUCAGUGUUGUGGGUGAUCGGGCGGGAGGGGUUUGGGGGUUGUCGAGCGCUAGUGAGGUCUGGACGUUGGUUUCGUGA
Messenger RNA from Alternaria hordeiaustralica, 1206 nucleotides. RefSeq lists its product as uncharacterized. The transcript has 2 exons. The coding region runs from base 1 to 1206 and encodes 401 amino acids. The record is from RefSeq and is a predicted model, not a curated record. Gene Ontology annotation, molecular function: zinc ion binding; metalloendopeptidase activity. Gene Ontology annotation, cellular component: extracellular matrix. Lineage: Eukaryota; Fungi; Ascomycota; Dothideomycetes; Pleosporales; Pleosporaceae. Gene Ontology annotation, biological process: extracellular matrix organization; collagen catabolic process; proteolysis.